Messenger RNA from Contarinia nasturtii (swede midge), 747 nucleotides. Its product is annotated as nuclear nucleic acid-binding protein C1D-like. NCBI's taxonomy places the organism in Eukaryota, Metazoa, Arthropoda, Insecta, Diptera, Cecidomyiidae. Gene Ontology annotation, molecular function: DNA binding; RNA binding. Bases 132 to 608 code for a protein of 158 amino acids. The transcript has 3 exons. Gene Ontology annotation, biological process: regulation of gene expression; maturation of 5.8S rRNA. Gene Ontology annotation, cellular component: nucleolus; exosome (RNase complex). The record is from RefSeq and is a predicted model, not a curated record.
AAUCACAUUUCAAUUCAAGAGAAAACAUUAAACAUCAAAUUAAAGAAAUUGUUUAGAUUUUUUCAUCAAAUCAAGUAGAUUUGGAAAAUUGUCCAAGUUUUUUUAAAAAUUGAAAUCAAAUUGGAAGGAAAAUGACACAAAAGGAAGUUGAAAAAAGCGAAAUAUCCAAAAGACCACCGAUGGAUUUUGCCGAACUUCGCAAUGACGCCGAUUUUAUCACCAAGUCAACCAAUUUGGAAAAGUCAUUAGAUGCAAUUGAUGAACAAAUAUCGGCCGCAUGUGAUUUCCCAAAUUAUGACGAUUUGAGCAUGGAAGAAAAAGUCAAAUUUGAUCUAUAUUUGUCGUAUUCAAUCAACUCACUGUAUUGGAUGUACUGUAAACUCCAGGCCAUUGACACGAACUCGAAUCCCAUUCGAAAUGAAAUAUCGCGUGUGAGACAAGCAAUAAUACGUGAUAAGGACAUUUAUGAACGGAAAACCAAACGACCGGUAUUGGACAAAGGUGCGGCCGGUCGAUUCAUUCGACACGGAUUACAUGAAAAACGACCCACCGACAAAGAAUUACUGGCACCAAAACCAAAACACAUGCGCUUCAAUGACGAUGAUUAAAUUUUGAUUUACUACCAUUUUAUAGGCAAUUUCCUUUAUAACAAAUCGAUCUAAGCUAAAUAUAAGAAAGUUCUAUAUUUUGUAUCGCAACACAUUCAUUUAAGAAAAAAUAAAACAAAAAUAUCAUUUAGUAAGGGAA